Pedinophyceae sp. YPF-701 is the source of this 2541-nucleotide messenger RNA. NCBI's taxonomy places the organism in Eukaryota, Viridiplantae, Chlorophyta, Pedinophyceae. The record is from the annotation of a GenBank genome assembly.
AUGGGCUCCAGCCCGUACUCCUCCGCCGAGAGGGCCGGUUCGUGGCUCAAGAAGAGCGUGGGGGCCGCGGAGAACGUGGAGAUAUCGCGGUACAACGCGGAGCGCCGCACGAGGAUGUCUCAGGACGAUGCCGGGUUCAGGGGCGGCAACGGCAACGAGCGCCUGUACGAGGCCUACAACGACCUGCACGCGCUCGCCCAGGACUUCGAGAAGCCCUUUGAUGCUCCAGCGAUCCUCGUCGUCGGACACCAGACGGAUGGGAAGUCAGCGCUCGUCGAGGCCCUCAUGGGCUUCCAGUUCAACCACGUCGGAGGCGGCACCAAGACCCGCCGGCCCAUCACGCUGCACAUGAUUUACAAUGGGGCGUGCGUCGAGCCCAAUUGCUACCUCGUGACCGAGGAGCAGGGCGACGUCGACGUCUCGCUCGAGGAGCUCCAGGACUACAUCGAGGCCGAGAACCGCAGGCUCGAGAACGACGGGAACAAGUUCUGGGCCAAGGAGAUCGUAGUGAAGAUUGAGUACAAGUACUGUCCCAACCUGACCAUCAUCGACACCCCGGGGCUCAUCAGCGCGGCGCCGUCCGUGAAGCGCGGGUCCUACCUCGCCACGGCCGCGCGCCAGGUCGAGGCCAUGGUCCGCCAGAAGAUGGAACAGCGCGAGUAUAUCAUUUUGUGUCUCGAGGACAACUCCGACUGGUCGAACGCCACCACGCGGCGCCUCGUGCAGCAGGUGGACCCGAGCCUGCAGCGGACGGUGGUCGUGAGCACGAAGUUCGACACGAGGAUCCCGCAGUUCGCGCGCGGCGCCGACGCGGAGUGCUUCAUCAACCCGUCGCAGCAGCUCCUGGAGGCCAACAUGCUGGGCGGGGCGCCGUUCUACACCUCCGUGCCCUCGGGCCGCGUGGGCGUCGGGCGCGACUCGGUCUUCCGCAGCAACGAGCACUUCCGCACCGCGGUCCUGGACCGCGAGUCGGGCGACGUCGCGGAGAUCGAGCGCCGCAUGGGGCGGCACCUGGCGGCCACGGAGCGUGCGCGCGUGGGCGUCUCGCAGCUCCGGCGCUUCCUCGAGCACCUCCUGCAGCGCCGCUACCUCGAGAACGUCCCCUCGAUCGUCCCCGUCCUCGAGAAGGAGUACCGCUCCGCGUCGGCCAAGCUGACUCAGGUCAAGGACGAGCUGCACGACCUGCAGGCCGACAAGCUCAAGGAGCGCGGCCGGCGGUUCCGCGAGGCGUUCCUCGACAAGCUGUCGCUGCUGCUGCGCGGCGCGGUGUCCGCGGCGCCCGAGCGGUUCGGCGAGGCGCUGGCCGACGAGCACAUCCGCGGCGGGGCGUUCAUCGGGCCGGACGGCAAGUCGCUCGAGGUGGGCGACGAGCUGCCGAACGCGUACAUGCGGCUGUUCGGCGGGGCGCAGUACCACCGCGCGAUGGCGGAGUUCCGGCUCGCGGUCGGGCAGCUGCAGUGCCCCGACAUCUCGCGCGAGGAGAUCGUCAACGCGUGCGGCAUCGACGACUUCCACGACGGCGUGAACUACACCAGGACCGCGUGCGUCAUCGCGGUCGCCAAGGCCAAGGAGAUCUUCGAGCCGUUCCUGCACCAGCUCGGCUACCGGCUGGCGCACGUGCUGCGGCGCAUGUUGCCCAUCGCCAUGCACCUGCUGCAGAAGGAGAACAAGUUUUUGACGGGGCACGACCUCUUCCUGAAGCGCAUCGGGGCGGCGUACCACGCGUACAUCGACGAGAUCGAGACGGGCGUGCGCGGGAAGUGCCUGGAGGACCUCCAGAGCACCACGCGCUACGUGUCCUGGUCGCUCCACACCAAGUCGCGCUCCACGCUCAAGCAGAUGCUCUCGCGCGUGUCGCUCCCGGGACAGAACGACGCCGCCGGCAACAACAACGGCAACGCCAACAACGCCAACAACGCCAACAACGCCAACGGCCAGCAGGGUUUGUCGGUGAUGGACAUGCUCGAGAACACGCUGUGGAGCCGCCGCCUGGGCCCGCUGAGCGAGGAGAUGGUCGCGGCGCUCGUGUGCCAGAUCUUCGAGGGCAUCCGCGACCACAUCGUCCAGGCCACCGAGCUCAAGUUCAACUGCUUCUUCCUCAUGCCCAUCAUCGACACCUUCCCCGGCCGCCUGCGCGAGGAGCUCGAGACGGCCUACUCGGAGGACCUCGACAGCGUGUUCGACGUGGCCGCCGUGCGCACCGCGCUCGAGACGCGCCAGGGCUCGCUCGGGGCCGAGCUGGCGCAGGUGGAGCGCUUGCAGCGGAAGUUUGCGUCGAUCCACAGCACGCUCGCGCACAUCGCGCCGAAGGGGGCGCGGGAGGUGCGCGCGGGGGCUGAGGCGGCCGCGGGGCUGGAGACGGCGGCGGGGGACCUGCGCGGCGCGCUGGCGGCGUCGAUGGGGACAGGCGGGGUGCUGGCGGAGGCGACUGCGAGCCUGAACGCGGCGCACGGCGGGCCCGUGGUGACCAAGGGGGCGUCGCGGGCGUCGAUGCGCGCGUCGGCGAACCGCGGGCCGAUGGCCGCGUCUGGCAUGCGCUGA